This is a messenger RNA of Arabidopsis lyrata subsp. lyrata, 1781 nucleotides long. RefSeq names its product polygalacturonase. The transcript has 4 exons. Bases 348 to 1532 code for a protein of 394 amino acids. The record is from RefSeq and is a predicted model, not a curated record. Gene Ontology annotation, biological process: carbohydrate metabolic process. NCBI's taxonomy places the organism in Eukaryota, Viridiplantae, Streptophyta, Magnoliopsida, Brassicales, Brassicaceae. Gene Ontology annotation, molecular function: polygalacturonase activity.
UGUACGUAUCGAGAAUUGAAAAUAUGAUACAUAUACAUAUAUCUAUGGCCCAUAUUUUAUGGGAAAUUGAUAAUGUGCAAAAAUGUCAUCGUUAAUACAACGACCGUUGCUCCUAAAAGUACGAUAUCAACCAUGUGUGCACCUAAUGAUUGGAAAUGUAAACUCUUUUAUCUAUCAUAGAAAAUUCACAAUCUCUUAUCAUUUAGAUUCCAUAUGUACUUAAUUGUACCAUAGACUCCAAUAACGAACCAAUUAAUUAUGCUCUCUUUCCCUAUAUAUACCCAUGCAUCAAAUCAAUUCAAACACAAACAUAAACACAAACACAACCUCAAACUCACAUAUAAAAGAUGACAAAACCAGCUAUAACAUUUCCACUUAUCUUCACACUUCUAACCUUCAUCGAUGUCUCGAGCAGCGCCUCCAUCGUUUUCAACGUCGUGAGCUUCGGGGCCAAACCAGACGGAGUCACCGAUUCCACCGCAGCAUUCCUCAAGGCAUGGCAAGGGGCUUGUGGCUCGGUAUCUUCAGCCACGGUGGUGGUCCCCACGGGGACAUUUUUGUUGAAGGUAAUAACGUUUGGAGGACCAUGCAAGAGCAAAAUCACAUUUCAAGUGGCCGGAACCAUCGUUGCUCCGGAAGAUUACAGGACCUUUGGCAAUUCCGGUUACUGGAUUCUCUUCAACAAGGUUAACAGAUUCUCACUGGUUGGUGGGACUUUCGACGCUCGAGCUAAUGGGUUCUGGUCUUGCCGGAAAUCUGGUCAGAAUUGUCCUCCCGGUGUUAGGUCAAUAUCGUUCAACUCGGCAAAAGACGUGAUCAUAAGUGGAGUGAAAUCCAUGAACAGCCAGGUCAGCCAUAUGACCCUCAACGGUUGCACCAAUGUGGUCGUCCGUAACGUCAGGCUGGUGGCUCCCGGAGACAGCCCAAACACUGACGGCUUCACCGUUCAAUUCUCCACUGGAGUCACAUUCACCGGAAGCACCGUUCAGACCGGAGACGAUUGUGUUGCUAUUGGUCAGGGGACCCGCAACUUCCUUAUUUCCAAGCUUGCUUGUGGCCCAGGUCACGGGGUUAGCAUCGGGAGCUUGGCAAAGCAGUUAAACGAAGACGGAGUAGAGAACGUGACAGUAUCGAGUUCGGUAUUCACCGGAACACAAAACGGCGUGAGGAUAAAGUCAUGGGCGAGGCCGAGUACCGGAUUCGUUAGGAACGUCUUCUUCCAAAACCUAAUCAUGAAGAACGUCCAAAACCCUAUCAUAAUCGACCAAAACUACUGUCCCUCCAAGCAAGGUUGCCCUACUGAGCAUUCAGGGGUGAAGAUAAGCCAAGUGACCUAUAAGAACAUACAAGGAACGUCGGCGACACAGCAAGCAAUGAACCUGGCUUGUAGCAAGAGCAAUCCGUGCACAGGAAUCACAUUACAGGACAUUAAGCUUAUUUACAACAAAGGAACCCCUGCUACUUCCUUCUGUUUCAAUGCUGUUGGGAAAAAUCUUGGUGUUAUUCAACCUACUAGUUGUCUAAACAGAUAAAAUUGUAAGAUGAAACGGUGAAAUCUUAUUAGGGAACUGAUUUUUCAAAUAGUUUUCUGUAACAAGGUAUGAUCACCAAUUUCUGUAACAUACAAAAAUAUAGUAGUUUUUUUUUUUUUUCAUUAAUAAAAUAUUAUUUUCAAGAAGACUUUGACUUGUUGUCACCAUCACAUUGUGUGCUUUUGCUCUUUGAUCUUUGAUUUGGACAACAAAAAUAUAAAACAAAACUAAAGAAAUUAGGGAAAAGAA